AUGAUGAAAAUGUUGAUCCUUGCUCUGCUUACCUGGAUGGCUCUGACCGUCACUCCGGUUCCCGCCUCACCGCUCCCCACCACGGCACUCCCAUCUCAAAUCCAAGAGAAUGAUGAUGCCAUGUCGACCGUCCAAUCCGCCAGCAACCAAUCCCAACUUGUCGCCAAUGAAAUGACUCCCACUCCUCCAAUUCCGGCCACGGAUCAAAACAGAACCGAGGACAAUGAUAUCCAGUCGACCGCCUCCCUCCCCAACGUCAAUCCCUCUCCGGUCAACCCAACGACUUCUUCAAAUCCCAGAUCACUGAAUUCAUCGUCUUCUGAAAUCGCUGCUGCUCCAACCACGUUGAAACCAUUCGCUCCGCCUUUUCCGAAAUCGAAGGAUCCACGAAUCAAAUAUGAAAUGAUUGUCUUGAAUGACGAAGAUCCGGAGGACCAAAAAGAAUCAACGACUGAAGCUACUGCUGUUCAACCCACCCGUUACUGGGAUCAAUACGAUCUCAGUGAAUGGAACAAACGCCAAAGAAUCAAAAUGAGAGCACACCAGGAACUCUUCCAUCGAUUGCAUCACGGAAAAGCAGCUCCCCCAAUGGACUCGGACGAAAUGAUGGAUGUAAUACCAGACUAUGGUGAGGGGAUCCAUUAUUCGGAGGACGAUCUCAAAAAUAUGGGAAUAAAGAAACGGGUUGAAUAG
Molecule: messenger RNA, 693 nt
Organism: Caenorhabditis remanei
Lineage: Eukaryota; Metazoa; Nematoda; Chromadorea; Rhabditida; Rhabditidae
Exons: 11
Coding region: 1-693 (230 amino acids)
Source: RefSeq, a predicted model, not a curated record